Messenger RNA from Choloepus didactylus (southern two-toed sloth), 507 nucleotides. RefSeq names its product serine/arginine-rich splicing factor 10-like. The record is from RefSeq and is a predicted model, not a curated record. Lineage: Eukaryota; Metazoa; Chordata; Mammalia; Pilosa; Megalonychidae. The transcript has a single exon. Gene Ontology annotation, molecular function: RNA binding.
AUGCCACCACCAUGUCCUGCUAUUUGCACCACCCCCCCCAACAUGUCUCUGUUCAUGAGGAACAUGGCCGAUGACACCAGGUCUGAAGAUUUACAUCAUGAAUUUGGCCGCUAUGAUCCUAUAGUUUAUAUGUAUGUUCCAUAUGAUUUCUACACUCAUCAUCCAAGAGGAUUUGCUUAUGUUCAAUUUGAUGAUGUUCGUGAUGCCAAAGAUACUUUACAUAAUUUGGACAGAAAAUGGAUUUGUAGAUGUCAAAUUGAAAUCCAGUUUUCACAGGGGGAUCAGAAGACACCAAAUCAAGACAAGAAAGGGAGGACUGUAUUGAGUUCUUCACACUAUGAUGAUUAUGGCAGAUAUAGACAUUCUAGAAGCUGAGGUUAAGAAAAGAGGAGAUCAAGAAGUCAGUCUUUUGCUUACAACCAUAGGAGAUCUUACAGUCCUAGAAAACCAAACUGCAGCUGGAAUGCCCACUACAGUUCUGCUUACUACACUUCCAGAAAGAGCUAA